Messenger RNA from Poecilia reticulata (guppy), 2274 nucleotides. Its product is annotated as F-box only protein 47. Gene Ontology annotation, molecular function: protein binding. Lineage: Eukaryota; Metazoa; Chordata; Actinopteri; Cyprinodontiformes; Poeciliidae. The record is from RefSeq and is a predicted model, not a curated record.
UCUGACAUGUUCCUCUUGAAUUAGCUUUGCUUCACAAUUUGCAUUUGCCUCCACAAGUGUGCUCAUCUGUGUAAAAGCUAAAAUUCUGAAACUGAAGUCAGGAUUAUGAUAUUACAAAUAUGAGAUUAAAAUCAGACUUUUUGUGUGUUUUCUGGCACUAAUGUUACUCCAUAAAGUAUGACUUUGAAUCUAGUAGCGUUAAUCUCAUAUUCAUGACUUUAAAUUAUGAAAUAUAUUGCCUUUUUCUGUAAAAUGACAAACCUUCCAUAUAGAUUUGCUUAUAUAACUAAAUAUUUUUGUUUGUUGUUAGUUUAUAUAAGACUACAGAGGUUUCAUUUCUUCCCUAAAUGUUUUUUAUUUGUCCUAGUUGCCGCAAAGACUAAAGUCAGCCAUUUUCGCGCCGUUGUGCUGAGAUGUAUCAUUAGAUAGCAACUUUAAUACUCAGCUGACUAUUUUUUUUUUUGCCGGUUUCAUAUUUUAUUUGACAUUUUUUAGCAAACAGGUCAGAUUAUUUUAAAUAUUAACAGUGUAUUCUGUUAAGUACGAUAGUCACUACGAGACUUAAUCAACACGUAAAGUGAACAAUUUUGAAUGUAAUGUAUAAAGGUCAUCAGGAAUGAUAAAGGUGAGAAAAACAACCAACAAUACUAGGAAGUACUCAUGGACACGCAAGUCUCAUCAUUUGAAGACUCCCCAGCGGCCUCGGCCCGUCAGAACCGUCAUGACCCGCAGCCAGUGCACCUCCGCCGCGGGCUUCUUCAACGGACUCCCCGCUGAGGUGUUCCACAUGAUCCUGGAUCAAAUGUCCGUGGUGGACAUCAGCGUGUUCAGCAUGGUUUCAAAGGAACUCACCAGUUGCAUUGUGAACUACAUCUCCUCCCAGGCCUGGAGGAAUAAAACCAUCAUCCAGAGCUUUCACAACCCCACAUUGUUAGAACAAAGAUCCACGCUGGAGCACUACAGACACCUGGGAUUGUUGUUCAAGAGGUGUACCCUGCUGCUACCCACAAAGGACAGGUUAAAGUUCAUAUUUAGCAAGUUUUCACAGAUACCCUGCUUCAUGUUGGAGCAGUGCCUUGCACCAGACUGCACUGGUUUCUCCCGAUACGGCGUCUUCCUCCAGACCCUGAUUGCAGGAUGGGAUGAGCUGGAGUGCCACAGAGUGUUUGGCUUUCUUUGUGAACAAACAAACCUCCUGCUUAAGACCGAAGCUUUGCUCACCACAAAACCAGGGCUGAAGCGAUACCAGGAGCUGCAGCUUCGUCUGUUCUGCCGUAAAGUUCUGCUGGACCCAUGCCAGAACCAGCCAGAUGGACAGUUCUGGUUGGUUCAGCUGCUGAAGCCGUGGCCGCUGGUCAGCCAAGCCCACCUACUGUUCAUCCUGUUUGGACCUUUGCUGCAUGAGGGUGUCCUGGGCUGGGAGGAUCUGGUGGACCGGGGUCUGCCGCACAGCGCGCUGUGGGAUCUGGCCAAGUGCAUCCUGAUGCUGUCCGGCACGCUGCAAGUCAAAGGCUGGAGCACCGACUCAGUGCUGUCGAUCCUGGAGGAGCUCAUUGUCAUCCCCCAGCCGUGGUACUUGGAGAACGUGGCCCGCCUGCUGGUGCUGUGUGGCAGCAGCCUCUGCUACACCUUCCUGGCCAGCAAGGCCCUGAAUGGACGACUGGACGAGAUCUCCAGGAUCAUCAUUCAUAUCAUCCUGGUGUGCGAGAAGGACGGCUACCACAUGAGCUGGGCGGUGAAGCUGGUUCAGCAGAUCUGCAAGGUGUUCAGCUCGGCGCCGGAGAGGUUCACCUUCAUCCAGCACCUGGAGAACAUGUUCUCUGAAGUCACGAGAGAGUUCUACGAGUCGUCCGUGGCAGGGAACAACUUUGAAGACAGAGAGACUUUCCAGACUUUCUGCAUCCUCCUGGACUCCAGCGCUCGCUUUCACACUAAACUGCUCCACAUGUUCCUUAAAUAAGGAUUUAUAGAAGGCAAAAUAUGGAAACAAAUGUCAAUAAUGAAGGGGUUGUCUAAAUAAAAGAACUGCACAAACAAAACCGAACCACUUCAAGCUGUUUAAAUGCUUUUGUUAAACAGUUUUGUUAUUUAUUCAGCUAUUAGUGUGUCGAACUUUUACAAUGCAGUUCAUAAGCUCUGUUGGAAGUGUUAUUAUAAGAGUAUUUAAUAUUUAUUUGUUAGCAUGAAAGGUUUUUUGCAGUGUAUUUAUUUAAUUUAUCCAUCUACCUGUAAUAAAUAUGAACAUGUUAUUUAAUAAAAUCGUAUUUUCUAAUA